Anoplophora glabripennis (Asian longhorned beetle) is the source of this 1469-nucleotide messenger RNA. Its product is annotated as macrophage mannose receptor 1-like. NCBI's taxonomy places the organism in Eukaryota, Metazoa, Arthropoda, Insecta, Coleoptera, Cerambycidae. The coding region runs from base 167 to 1327 and encodes 386 amino acids. The record is from RefSeq and is a predicted model, not a curated record. The transcript has 7 exons.
GUUUCUAUAGCAGUUGAGAACUGUAUGUAGACUAUCAGAUAUAUUCGACCAUUUCGUUUGUGCCCUUACAGUAGUUGAAAGUACGUGAACACAGUUUGAGACUUUGCAGAAACAAACCUAUGGUGAAUAUAAGGAAUUUCUACAGACUUUUAUAUUUAUCAGAAUUAUGCAUUCUAUUUUACACAAAGUUAGGAUGCGCUAUGUUGCUCUUACAUUACUUUUCUCUAUUUAUUUGUGGGAAUAUGGAGCAACUUACAAGCACGAUCCAUGGGUAUCACAAAAUACAUUUUCAAUUGAAGGCAUAACCAUUCCUCUUUUUCAAUUUGGAGAAAAAAGUUAUUAUAUCGGAGAAUCAAAGCUGACAUAUUUCGAAGCAGGCCAGUUUUGCAAGAACAUCAAUAUGGAGUUAGUGACAGUACAUUCAUUCGAGGAAUUUGAGACAUUGUGGAAUUAUAUCCGAAGGACAACUAAUUUAAGAAAAUUAUGGACUUCUGGUUCAAUUUUACUAAACGGGCAUGACUGGAUCUGGAUGUCGACAAUGGAACUUGUGAAAUUCACCAAGUGGAAGCCAGGAGAACCUAAUAAUAGACUCGCUGAAAAAUGUCUGGAGUUUCUGAGCGAUGACAAUAUAACAUUUUUGUUUAAUGACAGGGAUUGCAGUGCAAAGGUUGCUUUCAUUUGUGAAAGAGAUAGGCGUCGACUGGUUUCUGACAAGACAAGCAACUCAAAUUCCUUUAAGCACUAUCCAAAUAACCCCACAUUGCCUAUAACGAUCAUAGAUAAUGUAAAAUAUCGAGUCAGCAAGUACGCAACAACUCAAGAAGAAGCUUCUAAGGAUUGCAAAAAGUAUGAAAUGGAACUAGUUAGCAUAAUGGACAAGAAAAAAAGCGACGACGUCAUUAAUCUGAUUCGCAAAAAUUUAAAUCCCGAUAUUGAAAACUUCUUCUGGACUUCCGCAAAAAAACAAGCCAGUGGCAAGUGGAUCUGGGGAGAACAUCACCCGAUAAUUUAUACCAACUGGGCUUCAUCCGAACCUAACAAUCUAGGCUUGUCUGAACUUUGUCUGCAUUUGUUUGCCAAUGGUCAAUGGAGUGACAUCAAAUGCGAUGAUAAACUUCUCUUUAUCUGUGAAGGACCCAACGUAGAUAGCUUUGAUCAGUGUGAAUCACAACCUGCUCCAAUUAUAAACGUAUACGUCAAUAAUAAUCAGAAGACUCACCCUACAAACACAGCGGAUACGUCGAAUGAGGUUGCUUGCUCGUGUACCGGAGAUGGUGAUGCUUCCCGUUUGAUUCAACCUCGCUUUGGUCAUAACAAUGGGAAUUAAAAAAAUAAAAACUUCUCAAUUUCGAACUUUCAAAUACACUGGAACGCUGGAACAGCAACCUGACAAAAUAAUCCGCAAUUAAGUCGUGUUUAUAUGAAGAUUGUAUAUCGGUAUCUUGAAAAUAAAGUAUUUUAUGUCAAAA